This is a messenger RNA of Necator americanus (New World hookworm), 342 nucleotides long. RefSeq lists its product as uncharacterized. The record is from RefSeq and is a predicted model, not a curated record. The transcript has 2 exons. The coding region runs from base 1 to 342 and encodes 113 amino acids. Lineage: Eukaryota; Metazoa; Nematoda; Chromadorea; Rhabditida; Ancylostomatidae.
AUGAUGAGCCCAGUGCCCAGCAACUACCUGGUACAACGCGAGCAACCUGACGAACGGGGAACAGCUGCGAAGGACGGCAGUGAAAAGCAUCUAAAAGCGAACUCUGAAGUAAAAAAAAUAGAGAUGAUAAUCACGAAAGAAAAAAGGGAGAAACUACAGGAAAAUAACAGCAACAGAACGCUUUUCUACCUGAAUAUCACCGUCUCCUUCCGCUUCUUCGUUGUUAAUCCCGGAUGGAUAAAGGAAGAAAGAGGUACAACCAUGAAUCAUCCGUUGAUCGACGCCGAACCUAUGCGGAGCUACUUCACAGCCGAAAAAAAUAAGACUGAUUCAUCUCGUUAG